UUCGUGAUUGACACCUGCAAACGAAAGUGGAAGAGUGAGUCCUUAUCAAUAGGAAUGUAUGUAUUCUACAAUUAAUUGAACAUAUUGGUAUUUUAAACAAGACAAUGUUUUGAAAAUCACGUCUACCAAGGUUCUCAUUGAGGGAUAUUCCGAAGUUUGGGUAAAGUUAUGAAGAACAUUGAGUUAACGAAAAUUGAGGCGACUACAGGAAAUGGUGCCAGAACAGAAAACGACCCAGAGGCAGCAGAGCAUUCCCCCUUAAUUCUUAAACAGGGGCUUGUCAGUAAUGGAAAUCAGCAGACUGCAGGCCAUGCUGCAGAGGCCCAUCGAAGAUCCACCUCGACCACUGUGGAUGAUCGGGAGUCUACACAGACACAGACAAAAACAACUGUAUAUGUGAAACUGUGGAUGGUAAUCGUCUUCAUUAUCAUCCUCAUCUUUGUGUUAAUUCUGGUUUCCUGGGCCUUGUGCACAGUGAUCCAUGAGGAUGUGGAUGAGAAGUAUGACCUUGCAUCUUUCACGGUGCCACAAUACUUCAAUGGCAGCUUCCAACUACCCAAUAUGAUCUUCUCAGCGGAGCUUCUUUCCUCCCAGUCCAAUAAGACCCAACCCCUAUCUAUUGAACUACAAAAGAAGCUCUCUGACGUCUACCACCACUCUCCUGCCCUUGGUCGCUACUUCUCAAUGGCUGAAAUACAGGGUUUCAGGAAUGGCUCUGUUGUAGCUAAGUAUCGUCUAAGCUUCCUGAUGCCUGAGCAGCACGACCAAUUGAAGCUUUUCACCCUAAGUCGAGAGGUGGUGUACAAUGUUCUUAGACAGCACCUGUAUGACCAGGAGCCAGAAAAGGAGGGGGUGCUGUAUAUCGACCCAGCUUCACUGGAAAUGGAGGUUACUAUUGAGUCAGUGCCUAAACUGUGAAGUAUAGACCUAGCUUUGCCUUAGAACAACCACCAGAAUCUGAGAAAUCACCAUGAAGUCUCUCUAACAGGAUGGAGAAAGAAUGUGAAUGGCAAUCUGGUGACAGCUUUUCUACUUCCUUGAGACUUAGAGCUAUGGUCACUGUUUGCACAUUGACUGUGUUUUCUAUCUAGACAGCUAUCUAAAGGUACUGUAAGUGUGCAUUUGGAUGGGAUUCAUUUAUGGGGCUAUUGGGUUUGAAUACUAUGAGCUUUAGAGUGGAAAGAUUAUGUCUGUAGCCGUGUAGACUGGGAGACUGAUAGAAUUUUAAGACAUAGUUACAAUGUAUGUGUUUUAUAUAGACAGUGAAAUGUAAGAAACUGAGACUUUGUAGGAUAAAUGCUCUGUAGGAUGGGUUUAGCAGAUUGUCCUAAGGUAUUAAUGACCUAUAUCUAACUAAGAGCCAUAUAUUGUCUUAGACUGUCACUGACCAGUGCCAAUCAUGGAGACCGCUGAAUUGAUGGAUUGACCAUGUAAGAACAUCUGUUCUCAGUUCAUAUAAGGCAGUGUUUUUCUGAUGUUCUUUAUCACUCUACCGAACGACCUGUAGCAUGUCCUUCGAUCAUGACUGUUUACAGAGUACUCUGUUUUUCUGAUGUUUGUGCUAACUAAAUAAAUUGUAUUGAAACCGCCA
Molecule: messenger RNA, 1591 nt
Organism: Osmerus eperlanus (European smelt)
Lineage: Eukaryota; Metazoa; Chordata; Actinopteri; Osmeriformes; Osmeridae
Product: TPA-induced transmembrane protein
Exons: 9
Coding region: 169-918 (249 amino acids)
Source: RefSeq, a predicted model, not a curated record